CAUGGAGGAGGUCGUGAUUGCUGGAAUGUCCGGGAAGCUGCCCGAGUCGGAGAACCUGGAGGAGUUCUGGGCCAACCUCAUUGGUGGUGUGGACAUGAUCACGGAGGACGACCGGAGAUGGAAGGCCGGGCUCUACGGGCUGCCCCGGAGAAGCGGCAAGCUGAAGGACAUAUCCAAGUUCGACGCGUCCUUCUUCGGGGUGCAUCCCAAGCAGGCGCACACAAUGGACCCCCAGCUCCGGCUGCUGCUGGAGGUGGCCUAUGAGGCGAUUGUUGACGGAGGCAUCAACCCUGCCUGGCUCCGAGGGACACACACCGGCGUCUGGGUGGGAGUGAGUGGCUCAGAGGCCUCUGAGGCCCUGAGCCGAGACCCGGAGACGUUGCUGGGCUAUAGCAUGGUGGGCUGCCAGCGCGCCAUGAUGGCCAACCGACUCUCCUUCUUCUUUGACUUCAAAGGGCCCAGCACCGCCAUCGACACAGCCUGUUCGUCCAGCCUGCUGGCCCUGCAGAGCGCCUACCAGGCCAUCCGCAGCGGCGAGUGUCCUGCUGCCCUGGUGGGCGGCAUCAACCUGAUGCUGAAGCCCAACACCUCGGUGCAGUUCAUGAAGCUGGGCAUGCUGAGCCCUGAGGGCACCUGCAAGUCGUUCGACGCCGAAGGAAAUGGGUACUGCCGGUCGGAGGCCGUGGUGGCCAUGCUGCUGCUGAAGAAGUCCCUGGCUCGACGGGUGUACGCCACCAUCCUGAAUGCUGGCACCAACACAGACGGCUUCAAGGAGCAAGGUGUGACCUUCCCUUCCGGGGAGGUGCAGGAGCAGCUCCUGCGGUCCAUGUACCUGCCGGCCGGGCUGGACCCUAAGGCCCUGGAGUAUAUCGAGGCCCAUGGCACCGGCACCAAGGUGGGCGACCCCCAAGAGCUGAACGGCAUCGAUGAGGCCCUGUGUACCUCCCGCAAGGACCCCCUGUUGAUCGGGUCCACCAAGUCCAACAUGGGGCACCCUGAGCCUGCGUCGGGGCUGGCAGCCUUGGCCAAGGUGCUGCUGUCCUUGGAACACGGGCUCUGGGCCCCCAACCUGCAUUUCCACAACCCCAACCCUGCCAUUCCAGCCCUGCGUGACGGGCGGCUGCAGGUGGUGGACCGGCCCCUGCCUGUCCGCGGUGGCUUGGUGAGCAUCAACUCGUUCGGCUUUGGUGGCUGCAACGUGCACGUCAUCCUGCAGCCCAACACCCAGCGUCCCCCCGAGCCCGCCCCCCACGCCGCCCUGCCCCGCCUGCUGCAGGCCAGCGGGCGCACCCCCGAGGCCGUGCAGAGCCUGCUGGACCAGGGCCGCCGGCACAGCCAGGACUUGGCCUUCCUGAGCAUGCUCAACGACAUCGCAGCUACCGCUCCCACAGCCAUGCCUUUCAGGGGCUACGCGGUGCUGGGCGUGGAAGGCGGCAGCCAGGAGGUACAGCAAGUCUCCACGGGCAGGCGCCCCCUCUGGUUCAUCUGCUCAGGGAUGGGCACGCAGUGGCGUGGAAUGGGGCUGAGCCUCAUGCGCCUGGACAGCUUCCGUGACUCCAUCCUGCGCUCAGACGAGGCCUUGAAGCCUUUGGGAGUGAAGGUGUCGGAGCUGCUGAGCAACCAGGAGAACUCUUUUGAUGAUAUCGUGCACGCCUUCGUGAGCCUCACGGCCAUCCAGAUUGCCCUCAUCGACUUACUGACUUCCGUGGGCCUAAAGCCAGACGGCAUCGUGGGGCACUCUCUGGGGGAGGUGGCCUGCGGCUACGCCGACGGGUGCCUGUCGCAGGAAGAAGCUGUGCUCUGUGCCUACUGGAGAGGCCAGUGCAUCAAGGAGGCCAAGCUGCCGUCCGGCUCCAUGGCAGCUGUGGGCCUGUCCUGGGAGGAGUGUAAGCAGAGGUGCCCCCCCGGUGUCGUACCAGCCUGCCACAACUCCGAGGACACCGUGACCGUCUCUGGACCUCAGGCCUCGGUGAGCAAGUUUGUGGAGCAGCUGAAGCAGGACGGCGUGUUCGCCAAGGAGGUGCGGACAGGGGGCAUUGCCUUCCACUCCUACUACAUGGAGUCCAUCGCCCCCACACUGCUGCAGGCCCUCAAGAAGGUGAUCCGGAGUCCCCGGCCUCGAUCAGUGCGCUGGCUGAGCACCUCCAUUCCGGAGGCUCAGUGGGGGAGCAGCCUUGCGCAGACGUCCUCCGCAGAGUACAACGUGAACAACCUGGUGAGCCCCGUGCUCUUCCAGGAGGCCCUGCGGCACAUCCCUGAGCAUGCCGUGGUGCUGGAGAUCGCGUCCCACGCCCUGCUACAGGCCGUCCUGAAGCGAGGCGUGAAGACCAGCUGCACCAUCAUCCCCCUCAUGAAGAAGGACCACAGAGACAACCUGGAAUUCCUUCUCACCAACCUCGGCAAGCUGCACCUCACUGGCAUCGACGUCAACCCAAACGGCUUGUUCCCACCCAUGGAGCUGCCCGCCCCCCGCGGGACCCCGCUCAUUUCCCCUUCUAUCAAGUGGGACCACAGCCAGACCUGGGAUGUGCCAGCCGCCACCGACUUCCCCAGUGGGAACAGCUCCUCGUCCGCCACCAUCUAUAACAUGGACACCAGCCCUGAGUCUACGGACCACUACCUGGUGGACCACCGCAUCGACGGCCGGGUCCUGUUCCCCGCCACCGGCUACCUGUACCUGGUGUGGAGGACGCUGGCUCGAAGCCUGUCCCUGACCCUGGAGCAGACGCCUGUGGUGUUCGAGAACGUGACUCUGCAUCAGGCCACUAUCUUACCCAAGACAGGAACCGUGUCCCUGGAGGUGCGGCUGCUGGAGGCUUCCCACACCUUCGAGGUGUCUGACAGCGGGAAUCUGAUCGUGAGCGGAAAAGUAUACCUGUGGGAGAAUCCAGACCCCACGCUCUUCGACCACCCCGAAGGCCUGGAACCCGCUGAGCCCGCCUCUGCCCCCCGCCUGACCCAGGCGGACGUCUACAAAACACUGCGCCUGCGCGGCUAUGACUAUGGCCCCCAGUUCCAGGGCAUCCUGGACGCCAGCCUCGAGGGGAGCUCAGGCAAGCUGCUCUGGAAGGAUAACUGGGUGACCUUCCUGGACACCAUGCUGCAGGUGUCCAUCCUGGGCCUGAGCCGGCGCAGCCUGCACCUGCCCACCCGCUUCACUGCCAUCCACAUCGACCCCGCCACCCACUUGCGCAAGCUGUACACGCUUCAGGGCCAGACCCAAGUGGCGGAUGUGGUGGUGAACCACUGUCUGAGCAGCACGGUGGCCGGCGGCGCCCACAUCUCGCGGCUCCACACGUCGGCAGCCCCACGGAGGCAGCAGGAUCAGCUGACACCCACCCUGGAGACGUUCUGCUUCACGCCGCACGUGGAGCCGGGGUGCCUGUGGGAGAGCGGCACCCUGCAGGAGGAGCUGCGCCUCUGCAUGGGGCUGACGAAGGCUCUGCAGAUCAAGGCAGCCCAGCAAGGGUUGAAAAUGGUGGUGCCUGGGCUGGACGGGGCCCAGGCCCUCCGGGAGCCCUCGCCGCAGGGGCUUCCUCGGCUGCUGGCGGCCGCCUGCCAACUGCAGCUCAACGGGAACCUGCAGCUGGGCCUGGCGCAGGCCCUGGGCCAGGAGCGGGCCCUGCUGCCCGAGGACCCCCUGCUCUGCGGCCUGCUCGACUCACGGGCGCUCAAGGCCUGCGUAGACACCGCCAUGGAGAACCUGCCCAGCCUCAAGAUGAAGGUGGUCGAGGUGCUGGCCGGAGAGGGUCGCCUGUAUUCCCGCAUCCCGGCCCUCCUCAACACACAGCCCAUGCUACAACUGGACUACACGGCCACUGACCCCCUCCCCCAGGCCCUGGAGCUGCAGCAGAGGGACGUGGCUCAGAGCCAGUGGGACCCCACCAGCCCCGCCCCCAGCCACCUGGGUGCCGCCGAUCUCCUGCUGUGCAACUGCGCCCUGGGGCUGGGCAGCCCGGCCCUGGCGCUGGGCCACAUGGCCGCUGCCCUAAAGGAGGGCGGCUUUCUGCUGCUGCACACCCUGCUCCGGGGGCACGCCCUCGGGGAGACCCUGGCCUUCCUCUCCUCAGAGCCACAGGAUGGACCCUGCCUACUGAGCCAGGAAGAGUGGGAGGGCCUGUUCUCGAAGACCUCCCUGCGCCUGGUGGGCCUGAAAAAGUCCUUCUACGGCACGGCGCUCUUCCUGUGCCGCCGGCCCGCCCCCCAGGACAGCCCCAUCCUCCUGUCGGUGGAGGACCCCGGCUUCCAGUGGGUGGAGUCUCUGAAGAACAUUUUGGCCGAGUCAUCUCCUCGGCCCGUGUGGCUGACGGCCACGGACUGCCCAACCUCGGGCGUGGUGGGCUUGGUGAACUGUCUCCGCAAAGAGCCAGGCGGGCACCGGAUUCGGUGCGUCCUGCUGUCCAACCUCAGCCCCGCAUCCCGUGUCCCCACACUGGACCCCGGCUCGCCGGAGCUGCAGCAGCUGCUGGCCAGCGACCUGGUGAUGAAUGUGUACCGCGACGGGGUCUGGGGCGCCUUCCGCCACUUCCCCCUGGAGCAGGACAAGCCGGAGGAGCAGACGGCGCACGCCUUCGUGAACGUCCUCACGCGGGGCGACCUGGCCUCCAUCCGCUGGGUGUGCUCUCCCCUGCGGCACGCCGCGCCCGCCGGCACCGGCCCAGAGGGCACGCAGCUCUGCACCGUCUACUACGCCGCACUCAACUUCCGGGACAUCAUGCUGGCCACGGGCAAGCUGUCCCCCGACGCCAUCCCAGGGAAGUGGGCCGCCCGGGACUGCAUGCUGGGCAUGGAGUUCUCCGGCCGGGACGCCCGCGGCCAGCGUGUGAUGGGGCUAGUGCCGGCGGAAGGCCUGGCGACGUCUGUCCUGCUGUCACCAGACUUCCUGUGGGACGUGCCGUCCGGCUGGACGCUGGAGGAGGCGGCGUCGGUGCCGGUGGUCUACGCCACCGCCUACUACGCACUGGUGGUGCGAGGUCGGGUCCGGCGCGGGGAGUCGGUGCUCAUCCACUCCGGCUCGGGCGGCGUGGGCCAGGCCGCCAUCGCCAUCGCCCUCAGCGUGGGCUGCCGCGUCUUCACCACCGUGGGCUCUGCCGAGAAGCGGGCAUACCUCCGGACCCGCUUCCCCCAGCUGGACGAUGCCAGCUUCGCCAACUCGCGGGACACAUCCUUUGAACAGCACGUGCUGCGCCACACGGGAGGCAAGGGUGUGGAUCUGGUCCUCAACUCCCUGGCGGAGGAGAAGCUGCAGGCCAGCGUGAGGUGCCUUGCUCAGCACGGCCGCUUCCUGGAGAUCGGCAAAUUCGACCUUUCCAACAACCACCCACUGGGCAUGGCCAUCUUCCUGAAGAACGUCACCUUCCAUGGCAUCCUGCUGGAUGCGCUGUUCGAGGAGGCCAGCCCCGACUGGCGGGAGGUGUCGGCGCUGCUGCAGGCCGGCAUCCGUGAGGGCGUGGUGCGGCCGCUCAAGCGCACAGUGUUCCCCAAGGCCCAGGUGGAGGACGCCUUCCGUUACAUGGCCCAGGGCAGGCACAUCGGCAAAGUCCUCAUCCAGGUGCGCGAGGAGGAGCAGGAAGCCCUGCUGCCAGGCGUGCAGCCCGUCAUGAUGUCGGCCAUCGCCAAGACCUUCUGCCCACCUCACAAGAGCUACGUCAUCACGGGCGGCCUGGGCGGCUUUGGCCUGGAGCUCGCGCAGUGGCUGGUGCAGCGCGGCGCCCAGCGGCUGGUGCUGACCUCUCGCUCCGGGAUCCGCACGGGCUACCAGGCCAAGCAGGUCUGCGAGUGGCGGCGCCAGGGCGUCCAGGUGCUGGUGUCCACCCAUGACGCCAGCUCGCUCGAGGGUGCCCGGGCGCUCAUCGCCGAGGCCGCACAGCUGGGCCCUGUCGGAGGUGUCUUCAACCUGGCCAUGGUGCUGAGAGAUGCCAUGCUAGAGAACCAGACCCCAGAGCUCUUCCAGGACGUCAACAAGCCCAAGUACAGCGGCACUCUCCACCUGGACAGGGUGACCCGGGAGGCCUGCCCAGAGCUGGACUACUUCGUGGCCUUCUCUUCCGUGAGCUGUGGGCGCGGCAACGCCGGUCAGACCAACUACGGCUUUGCCAACUCCACCAUGGAGCGUAUCUGUGAGCAGCGUCGGCAUGAUGGCUUCCCGGGCCUUGCCGUGCAGUGGGGCGCCAUCGGGGAUGUGGGCAUCGUUCUGGAGGCAAUGGGUACGAACGACACAGUGAUCGGGGGCACGCUGCCGCAGCGCAUGACCUCCUGUAUGGAGGUCCUGGACCUCUUCCUAAACCAGCCCCACGCCGUCCUGAGCAGCUUCGUGCUGGCGGAGAAGGUCGUGUCCCGCGCAGACAGUGCCGGGCAGCGAGACCUGGUGAAGGCCGUGGCACACAUCUUGGGCAUCCGGGACUUGGCGAGCAUCAACCUGAGCAGUUCGCUGGCCGACCUGGGCCUCGACUCGCUCAUGGGCGUCGAGGUGCGCCAGACCCUGGAGCGCGAGUACGACCUGGUGUUGUCCAUGCGGGAGGUGCGGCAGCUCACGCUGCAGGAGCUGAAGGAGCUGUCCUCUCCCUCCCCUGAGCCAGUGGACCUCAAGCCCAAGGAGGAAAGCUCGUCCUGGAACCGGGACCUGCUGAGCACGCUGCUGGUGAACCCCGGGGGCCCCACCCUGACGCGGCUCAACGCCGUGCAGAGCGCCGAGCGGCCCCUCUUCCUGAUCCACGCCAUCGAGGGCUCUACCACUGUGUUCCAUGGCUUGGCUGCCAAGCUCAGCGUGCCCACCUACGGCCUGCAGUGCACCCAAGCCGCACCGCUGGACAGCAUCUACGACCUGGCGGCCUACUACCUCGGCCACAUGAAGCAGGUGCAGCCUGAGGGGCCCUACCGAGUGGCCGGCUACUCCUACGGCGCCUGCGUGGCCUUCGAGAUCUGCUCCCAGCUGCAGGCCCAGCAGGGCUCGGCCCCCACCCACAACAGCCUCUUCCUGUUGGACGGUUCGCCCGCCUAUGUGCUGGCCUAUACCCAGAGCUACCGGGCAAAGAUGACGCUGGGCUGUGAGGCCGAAGCAGAGGCCGAGGCCUUGUGCUUCUUCGUGCAGCAGUUCAUCGACACGGACCACAAGACGUUGCUGGAGGCCCUGCUGCCCCUGAAGGAUCUAGACGCAAGAGUGGCUGCCGCCGUGGACCUCAUCACCAGGAGCCACCAGAACCUGAGCUGCCACGAGCUGAGCUUCGCCGCAAAGUCCUUCUACCACAAGCUGCACGCCCUGGAGCUGUACCAGCCCAAGGCCAAGUACCAGGGCAGCGUGACUCUGCUGCGGGCCAAGACCGGUGGGGCCUGCGGAGAGGACCUGGGCGCCGACUACAACCUCUCCCAGGUGUGCGACGGGAAGGUGUCCGUGCACGUCAUCGAGGGUGACCACCGCACGAUUCUGGAGGGCCAGGGCCUGGAGUCCAUCGUCAGCAUCAUCCACAGCUCCCUGGCCGAGCCACGCGUCAGUGUGCGUGAGGGCUAGGCUCUGCCUGCCUGUGGCCACGCUCCACACCUGCCACCAGAAACUCCAAGCCCGGCCACACCUGUGCGCCGGCCGCGAGGGUCCUGCCGGUGGGACCCGAGGCCCGGCACUGCUGCCUCUCGGCAGCCGCUGGCAGCAGGCCCGGCCCACAUCCCACCCCACCCACCUCCCCACGCAGGCGCCGGGACCCAGCGCUGACUUGGAGACGCCCGGUCUGUGAAGAGUCAGCAGGGCCGGCGGAGCUGAGCUGAGCCUUUGUACCAUGUGGGGCUUGCCACACUGGUUGGUUUUUUUUCUCCACUUGUUUUCCUAUUUAUUGCUGGGAGGCCCUGGGGCCCCUCCCUGCACACCGCAUGUGGUG
Molecule: messenger RNA, 7868 nt
Organism: Dipodomys ordii (Ord's kangaroo rat)
Lineage: Eukaryota; Metazoa; Chordata; Mammalia; Rodentia; Heteromyidae
Gene: Fasn
Product: fatty acid synthase
Exons: 42
Coding region: 2-7507 (2501 amino acids)
Biological process (GO): fatty acid biosynthetic process
Cellular component (GO): cytoplasm
Molecular function (GO): oxidoreductase activity; 3-oxoacyl-[acyl-carrier-protein] synthase activity; phosphopantetheine binding
Source: RefSeq, a predicted model, not a curated record